This is a messenger RNA of Scatophagus argus, 9259 nucleotides long. RefSeq names its product fibronectin-like. Bases 557 to 8065 code for a protein of 2502 amino acids. Gene Ontology annotation, molecular function: protein binding. The record is from RefSeq and is a predicted model, not a curated record. Gene Ontology annotation, cellular component: extracellular region. The transcript is spliced from 49 exons. NCBI's taxonomy places the organism in Eukaryota, Metazoa, Chordata, Actinopteri, Scatophagidae.
AGGGCUGCACCCCUGUGGCCACCAGGGCAACCUAAACCCCAGACUUUUUACACUAAAUGGAUGAGCUCUGGGCAGGGCUCUACAUCAUUUCAGCAUCAUGAUUUCAAAGAUGUUACAAAGUUUGUUUACCUUAGUGUUGCAGGUUGCAUAGAGACAGUGAAGCCAUUUUUUAAAUUACCGGCUGUCUUACCUCAUGCUUAAAAUAUAGUUGGAAGAAGAGUUUAUGACCUGAAAUUUGCGUAACCACCUUUGUUUCGUUAAAAAAGAAGUUUGUCUGCCUCACUCCUUCAACGUGCUGCGUGGGUAGACAGCCUCUUUCUUGGAGCUCCCUCCCUCCUCCGGCUGAAACUAAGCCAUGCCCAGAUAAAUCACUCCCACAGACUGGUAACCUACACACUGGGGCCGCAGACUGCAGAGGAGCGGACUGAUCGGGAGGGAGGUUGGACAUAAGAAUUGCACUGGAACCGACGUCUCUCCGUCUCCGGUGAAAUAAACUUUGCACACGGAGCACCUGUGACCACAUUCUGCAACAGCCGAGUGGCUCGUAUUCAACAGCAUGUCCGGCAGCACCAUAGCCAGGGUGCUUGUUGCGCUCUGUCUCGGGAGCGCAGUGCACUGCAUGCCCAAAGAGACGCACAGGAAUCGGCGACAAGCGCAGCAGCAUCACGUCCCCUCAGUGUCUCAGGACGGUUGUUUAGAGAAUGGCCACCUCUAUGCUGUUAAUGAUCAGUGGGAACGGCCAUAUCUGGGCAGCAUUCUGGUCUGUACCUGCCAUGGAGUCGCUGGCAUCAAGUGCAAGAGCAAACCUGAGGAGGAAAGGUGCUUCGAUAAGAUCAACCAGCAGUCCUACACUGUGGGAGAGACCUACGAGAGGCCCAAGGACGGCAUGAUCUGGGACUGUACCUGCAUCGGAUCGGGGAGGGGAAAGAUCAGCUGCACCAUUGGCAAUCGCUGUCAUGAGGGCGGGGCCUCAUAUAAGAUAGGUGACACCUGGAGGAGACCCCAUGAGACAGGAGGCUACAUGCUGGAGUGUGUCUGUCUGGGUAACGGCAAGGGAGAGUGGACGUGCAAACCCGUCGCUGAGCGUUGCUAUGACAACUCGGCGGGAACAUCCUAUGUUGUUGGGGAGACGUGGGAGAAGCCGUACCAGGGGUGGAUGGUGGUGGACUGCACCUGUAUGGGGGAGGGAAGUGGACGCAUCACAUGCACCUCCAGAAAUCGCUGUAACGACCAGGAUACUCUGUCCUCCUACCGUAUUGGAGAUACUUGGACCAAAACAGACGCCCAGGGCCACCUGCUCCAGUGUCUGUGCACAGGAAAUGGCCGAGGGGAGUGGAAGUGCGAGCGACAUGCUUCCCUCCACACCACAGGCCUGGGCACUGGCUCCCGUGUGAUCACUAACAUCCAGCCUGCAGUCUACCAUCCGGUGCCUGAGCUUCCCCAGGAGGGUCCCUGUCGGACAGAUACAGGACUGACCUACUUUAUCGGCCAGCGCUGGAUGAAGAACCAGGGAACCAAGCAGAUGAUCUGCACUUGUCUUGGCUCUGGUGUCAGCUGUGAACAGUGGGAUGGACCAGCUCCAGUCUACGGUGGCAACUCUGGGGGUCAACCCUGUGUGUUUCCCUUCGUCUACAAGGGGAAAACCUACCACUCAUGUAUCUCUGAAGGACGCAGUGACGGACAGCUCUGGUGUUCCACCUCCUCUGACUUUGAGACAGACCAGAAAUAUUCUUUCUGUACAGAGAAGAAUGCAAUUGUAGCAACACGAGGCGGUAAUUCUAACGGUGCUAUAUGCCAGUUCCCCUUCAUCUUUAAUGGGCGAAACUACACCGACUGUACUGCAGAGGGACGCAGAGACGGCAUGAAGUGGUGUGGCACCACAACAAACUAUGACGCAGAACAACGAUUCGGGUUCUGUCCCAUGGCUGCCCACGAAGAAGUGUGCACGACCAGCGAAGGGGUAAUGUACCGCGUGGGAGACCAGUGGGACAAACGGCACGAUGUUCUGGGUCACAUGAUGAGGUGUACCUGCAUUGGCAAUGGCCGCGGGGAAUGGAGUUGUGUCGCUUACUCCCAGCUUAAAGACCAGUGUAUUGUGGAUGGUCUGACCUAUGAGGUGAACCAAACCUUCACCAAACAACACGAGGAAGGCUACAUGAUGAACUGCACCUGCUUUGGACAGGGGCGAGGCCGCUGGAAGUGUGAUGCCAUCGACCAGUGCCAGGAACCAGAGACGAGAGCUUUCUAUCAGAUCGGAGAGUCUUGGGAUAAAAUCAUCCAUGGUAUCAUGUACAAGUGCUAUUGCUAUGGCAACGGCAUUGGAGAGCUCAGCUGCGAGCCCCAGCAGUCCUACCCUGGUGGUCACCGUCCUGUCCAGGUCAUCAUUACAGAAUCUGGAAACCAACCCAACUCCCACCCCAUUCAGUGGAAUGCCCCACAGUCUGCUCACAUAACCCAGUACAUCCUCAAAUGGAAAGUGAAAAAUACCCAAAACCCAUGGAGAGAGGUGGUAAUCCCUGGCCAUCUUAACUCCUACACCAUCUCUGGUCUGAGGCCCGGCAUCACAUACGAAGGUCAGCUGAUCAGCGUGCUGCGGUUUGGACGCCGGGAGGUUACCCGCUUCGACUUUACCACCACUUAUGGAUCACUGGCUACAUCACAAGGCGAGACCACCCAGCCUCCACCCGUGGUUGACACCUCAGAGUCAGUCACUGAAAUUACCUCCAGCAGCUUUGUCAUCUCCUGGGUUUCAGCCUCCGACACUGUUUCUGGCUUCAGAGUAGAGUAUGAGCUCACUGAGCAGGGACAGGGCACUGGACAGCCCAUUGUGCUAGACUUGCCUCGAACAACUACCUCAGUGAACAUUAAUGAGCUUCUACCUGGGAGGAGGUACACUGUUAACGUCUAUGAAGUUACAGAUGCUGGAGAGGACAACCUCAUUCUUACUACUUCACAAACCACUGCACCUGAUGCUCCUGUUGAUCAUGAAGUGGAGGACGUGGGAGAAACUUCCAUCAUGAUCAGCUGGGAAAAACCUCUGGCUCCCAUCACUGGCUAUCGUGUCAUCUACACGCCAUCGAUAGAAGGUGAAAGCACCGAGCUGACUCUCCCCGACACGGCAACAUCUGUUACCCUGAGUGACCUUCGACCUGGGAGGUUGUACAACAUCAGUAUCUACGCUGUGGAGGACAGCCUGGAGAGUGAGCCUAUCUUCCUACAAGUCAACACCGCUGGAGAUCCACUGCCAGAUGAAGUGGUCUCUCCUACAGACCUGCAGUUCUUUGAGGUGACGGAUAAAAAAAUCGUCCUGACCUGGUCCGGCCCAACCGGCGACGUCUCAGGUUACCGGGUCACCGUUGUCCCCAUUGAUGAGUCUGGUUCUGCACAGACAGAGAUGACUCUGCCUGUCAGUCAGAACUCCUAUAUUGAGGUGACUCACCUACAGCCUGGAACACUGUACCGCUUCAACGUCUACUCCAUUCACAGCGGAGAGGAAAGUUUACCGCUCAUUGGGGAGCAAACUACAAAGCCUGACGCUCCCACAGAUAUUCAUUUCGCCAACGUGACAGAGGACAGUGCCGUGAUGAUGUGGUUUGCCCCCCGUGCAAAGAUCACUGGCUACCGGCUCUUCCUCACCGUUGAGGGCUCGAACCCCAAACAGCUGCGUCUGCCUGCCCGCCUUUCUCAGUACACUCUCCUCAACCUGAAGCCUGACACCAAGUACUCUGCUACAUUACAUUCAGAGCAAGAGAACACACUGAGCGAAGGAGAGACUGCUGUAUUUACCACGAACCCGCCGAUGGGCAAUGCUCCUCAUUUCAGCACUGAUGUGACCGACACCUCCAUUAUAAUCUCCUGGACUCCAGUUCCCCGCGUUGGAUACAAGCUGACAGUACGUCCCAGUCAGGGCGGAGAAGCCCCCAGAGACGUGACCUCUGACUCAGGGAGUAUAUACAUUUCCGGUCUGACUCCAGGGGUGGAGUACACCUACAGCGUCCAGCCAGUCGUAAACGGCCAUGAGCAGGGAACCCCAAUCACACGCCGCGUUGUCACACCUCUGUCUCCUCCAACUGAUCUCAACCUCGAGUCUAACCCUGGUACUGGAGAGCUCAUAGUCCAGUGGAACGGGGCCAGUACACCAGACAUCACUGGCUACAAAGUGACGUGCACCCCCACCAGUGGGCAGCAAGGAAACAGUGUGGAGGAGUUUGUGGAGGCAGGCCAGAACUCCUGCACCCUGGACAACCUCAGUCCUGGUGUGGAGUACAACGUCAGUGUUGUCACUGUUAAGGACGAUAUGGAGAGCACUCCUAUAUCAACCACCAUUACACCAGAUGUCCCACAGCUGAAGGACCUCACCUUCGAGGACGUGAGCGAUACCACCAUCAGUCUCCGCUGGACUCCGUUCAACACCACGGCCGUCACAGGUUACAAGAUCACCGUGGUGGCAGCCGGAGAGAGUGUGCCCAUCUUUGAGGACAUGGUCAUGUCGACAACCGGUCACUACACUGUCUAUGGACUGGAGCCUGGCAUCGACUAUGACAUUAGUGUGACCACUGUGACGGAGAACGGCAAGAGCGAGCCCGUCACAGUCACUCAGCAGACCUCUGUUCCAGCCCCCACUGAUUUGAGAUUCGGCCAGGUUGGAUCAGACAGUAUGGAAGUGUCCUGGGCGUCUCCCCGCGUCCCGAACAGUGCCAACAUCAACAACUACCUCAUCAGAUAUCAUCCCAUUGACGAUGAAGAUGACAUCACGGAAACCGGCGUAGCGGACGGCAGUAACAGAGUGGUGCUAAGGAACCUGCUGCCUAACACAGAGUAUCUGGUGAGCGUGGUGUGUGUUUAUGAGCAGAGGGAGAGCUCACCUGUUGUCGGCACUCAGAAAACAGCUCUCGAUUCACCGGUUGCCCUGCGUUUCUCUGAGAUCUUCACCAACUCCUUUACCAUCCACUGGCUGGCUCCCCAGAGCAAAAUCACCGGUUACCGUAUCCGCUACCAAAUGGUCAGUGGCGGGAGGGCCAAGGAUGAGAGACUGCCCCCCUCCAGGAACCACUUCACCCUGACAGGACUCACUCCAGACACGGAGUACUUGGUCAACAUCUACGCAGUGAGCCGGACUGAAGAGAGCCUACCGCUCAGUGGGAAGCAGAAGACAAUCUCUGACGCACCAACAGACCUGGAAGUGCUAGACUCCACCCCCACCAGUAUCACCGUCCGUUGGGACGCUCCACCUGUCACUGUGCGUUACUACAGGAUCACUCAUGGAGAGACAGGAGGUCAUAGCAAUCCUAAAGAGUUCACUGUGCCUGGCUCUCAGUCCACUGCCACAAUCACCAACCUGAAGCCUGGCACUGACUACAUCAUCACUGUUUAUGCUGUGACCGGCAGAGGAGACAGCCCCGCGUCCAGCACUCCAAUCUAUGUCACACACAGGACAGGUGUUGAGUCUCCCUCUGAAAUGGAGGUGAUGGACGUGAAAGACAACAGCGUCACAGUGAGGUGGAGCCCAGCUCAGGGCCCGAUCAAGGGAUACAGGGUCACCGGGGUCCCCAGAAAUGGUCAGGGACCAUCUUUCACUGAGGUGGUGGCUCCAGACCAGACUGAGAUUACUUUCUCAGGACUGAUGCCCACAGCUGAGUACAUUCUGAGUGUGUACGCUCUUGGACAAGAUGGAGAGAGCUCUCCAGUGGUAGUGAAUGCUUUAACAAAUGUCGACCAUCCCAAGGACCUGUCCUUCUCCGACAUCGACUCCACUUCGCUGCGGAUCACCUGGGACAGUCCUGAGGGAAUUGUCACAUCUUAUCGGGUUCUGUACUCAAGUCCGGAGGAGGGUGAAAGAGAGAUGCGCCCUGCUCCUCGAGGAGAUGCGGAGUCAGCUGUUAUUUAUGGUCUGCAACCUGGCACUGAAUACACUGUGAAGGUCAUCGCUCUGCAUGAUGACACAGCCAGCACACCACUGGUGGGGACACAAGCUACAGCCAUCUCACCGCCCACCAACCUCCAGUUCUCCCAGGUUGGCCCUACCUCUUUCACUAUGCGCUGGGCUGUGCCUGGUCAGGAAAACCGACUGACUGGCCUGAAAGGUCUCACAGGCUACCGUGCAGUAGUGAACCCUAAGAACAAGAGCGGUCCUACCAAGGAGAUCAACUUGGCCCCAGACACCACCCAGGCACACAUCUCUGGACUCAUGGUUGCAACUACCUAUGAAGUCAAUGUUUAUGCUUUGAAAAACUCUCUGACCAGCAGGCCACUCCAAGGGGAGGUCAUCACUCAGGAGAAUAUCAGCCCCCCUCGUCGCGUACGCAUCUCUGACGUUAACGACUCUUCCAUCACUCUGACUUGGCGCUCAAAGACAGAAAGCAUCUCUGGCUUCCUGGUUGAGGCCACACCCACCUCGUCCUUUACGGGCUACAUACCCAUUCAGAAGACCAUCAGCCCUGACUUGCGUUCAUAUUCCAUUACAGGUCUAGAGCCAGGCACCACUUACAAGAUCAACAUCUAUACACUGAAAGGGAACGGACGCAGUGCACCACUCACACUCACCGCCACAACAGCCAAACCAGUUGUCAUCCCACCCACCAACAUCCACUUCACAUCCCUGAACCCUAACAGUAUCUCUUUCACCUGGGAGCCCUCACGCAGUCCAGGGGUUACUGGGUAUUAUGUCACCUAUGAGGAAGCUGGCGGUUUGCCUCGAGAACUUAUACCCAGACCCCAUGCAAGCCAGAGCUACGCCAUUAUCAAUGGUCUGAAACCAGGAACGGAGUAUGUCAUUAAGAUUGUCGCACUGCAGAAUGCUUUGAGAAGUACACCUCUAGUGGGCAAAGCCAGAACACAGCCAACUUUAGAUCAUCAGCUAUUGGUCCCUGAGCUGCCGCAGCUUCCUGUUCCUCACCGACCCAGAACCGACAUACUGGAUGUUCCAGAAUCCUUCAAUGAAAAAAUUUUCGACUCCAACCACGUUCACUUGGCUGGUACUAGUGGGCAGAGCCAACCAGGCCAGCAGGGCCAGCACAUCUACACAGAGUAUCAGAACCUAGGCCCUAACAAUGGACUUCACGGCCCAUAUGGUGGACCCAAAGAAGGCCAGAGACCGACUCUCAGAGAACCGCUGGUUUAUAUUCCUGUAGCAGGCCCUGAUGGGAACAGAGUGCCUUUGGUCAAGGUGAGCGACGGUCCUCUGUCAGGCCUUGCGUUUGGUUUCCCCGACAACGAAACCGAAUUGCCUCAAGAAGCACAGACGGUCACAACCAUUUCCUGGCAGACCAUUCCUCAGACCUCAGAGUAUGAGGUUUCCUGUAACCCAAUUACACACCUGGAGGAACAAGGCUUCCAGAUGCGGCUUCCUGGAACCUCCAACAGUGCCACACUGAUUGGAUUGACAUCUGGAGCUUCCUAUAACGUCGUAGUAGAGGCCAUGAGAGGCGGGGCAAAAGAGAAGGUUUUGGAGGAAGUUGUGACUGUUGGCAAUGCUGUUCCAGGUGACAUCCCCUUUACCACCAACCGGGAUGUGUGUUAUGACACGUUCACACAAACCUACCAUGAGGUGGGCUCUGAGUGGGAGCGCAUGUCUGAGACAGGCUUCAAGCUGUGGUGCCGCUGCCUGGGGCUUGGCAGUGGCCAUUUUAGGUGUGAUUCAUCCAAAUGGUGUCAUGACAACGGUAAUAAUUACCGCAUUGGUGAGAAGUGGGAUCGCCAUGCUGAGAACGGUCACAUGAUGAGCUGCACCUGCCUGGGCAACGGCAAGGGAGAAUUCAAAUGCGAACCCCACGAGUCGACUUGUUAUGACGAUGGAAAAAUGUACCAGGUGGGAACCCAGUGGCAGAAGGAAUACCUGGGCGCCAUCUGUACCUGUACCUGCCAUGGAGGACAACAGGGCUGGCGCUGUGAGAACUGCAGAAGACCAGGAGGCCAGACUGAUGUGGAUGCUGACCUCCUUCAACCUGUACGUUCAGGUGCCUUCGACCGGUACAGAGAAAACGCUCUACGUAAACUGAACAUCCAGUGUCCGAUUGAGUGUUUGAGGCCGGAGCUGCUCGCAGACGCUCACAGCCCUUCAGAGUAGAGAAGAGGGGGAGUGUGAGUAAAGGAGGAUGAAGAAGUGAGACCCCUCGCAGCGUCGCUACCACUUCAAGAAGGAAGCCUCCUCCCGCUUUCCUUAAAAGAACACAUUUUGAUCAGAUCUGUGCCUUAAAGGUCUUCCUCUCACCAAAUUCAAGUGCCUUCACAAGACUAUUUUCCACACCAACCUCUGUGCCGUUUCAAAGAUCCAACUUGGCUGUGAUCCUUUCUCGUUUAGUAGAAACGAGGAUUCCUUCUUCGUAAUUUUUGACAUCAGUUUGUCAGAGCACAAAUCCUGCUGCUUUAUCACUUAAACCUGCCUACCCAAACAUACUGUGGACACACACACACACAAGAUGCAGUAUUGUUGGGUAUUUUUACUGUUGCAUUGCGACAUCUUACUUUGCCUGAGACAAAACACACCACUUUAAAUGUCUUUUUUUCUAUAUAUAUAUAGUUAUGUUCCCUGUUAAUAACUGUUGCCACGUUUGUUGCAUUUCCCGUGAUUUUGAGUCUCACUGUGACUAAUAUAUAGUUUUAAAAUAAAAAGAUUUAGUUAAUGAUACAAUGCAUUUUCUGGGUCCUUAGACAUCUAGACAAAGGAAUUUCAAAGCCAUACAGUAUUUCCAGUGUGGCCUCAGACCUAAAGAGAUAUGACAGUGACAGUAAGAUUUGUAAUGAAGGGAUUAUAGGUGUAAAAGCCUUACAAAGCUAAGUGUCCUGUCUGUCUCCCCAUGGUCAUGGCUGAUGAGCAGAGCAACAGGUGACCAAGACAGCAAACUUUCCUUGAGAAGAUAAGCACUGUUACUUUUUGGUUGGUAUUAAAAGAAAUGUCCCCUUGCCAUUUUUACAGAAUUGGCCCUUGAAGUCACCAAAGAGAUAUUUAGUGAUUUGUAAUGCGGGUGUCUUUACAAUUGCAUUGCAAACCUAUGAGAUCUAUAAAGCAAAAGCUGACUGACCAAAAGUUAAACUGUUAUUUCAAAGAUGUAUUGAAAAAUUCACAGUUGUUUCCAAGUGAAAUAUGUUAAUUACAUAAAUGUUUUUUUUUCUUUUAUUUAUCCCUUUUUAUUCCAGCAUUUUGUUUAAUGCUUUUUUUGGGGUGUAUACUUUAUUUUUGAUUAACUUGUUUUUAUAUUUUUGGUGCCAAAAUCUGAACUACUGUGGACUGAAUCUUUUUAAUAAACUGAAAAAAAGCCAA